Prosopis cineraria is the source of this 1371-nucleotide messenger RNA. Its product is annotated as peroxidase 6-like. Gene Ontology annotation, molecular function: peroxidase activity; heme binding. The transcript has a single exon. The record is from RefSeq and is a predicted model, not a curated record. NCBI's taxonomy places the organism in Eukaryota, Viridiplantae, Streptophyta, Magnoliopsida, Fabales, Fabaceae. The coding region runs from base 169 to 1164 and encodes 331 amino acids. Gene Ontology annotation, biological process: response to oxidative stress; hydrogen peroxide catabolic process.
CUUCCUCUCUUGCUUCUCAUCAUUGGCUUCUGAAACUAACCCCAAAGAGGAAGAAGCAAGAAGCUUGUUCCAUUCUUAUCAUUCACCAUCUUCUUCUUCCUCUUAUGAUAUCCCUCUCUCUCUCAUUUCUGUGUCUUCCUUUCACAGAAACCCUAGAAUAUAUCUUCCAUGGCUUUCCCGCUUCUUUUCCUCUCCUUCCUCAUUACCAUUCCUUUCUCAUCAUCAGCUUCACCCGAUCACCUUUCUCUUGAUUAUUACAAGACGACAUGCCCUAAAUUCCAGCAAACCGUCGCAGAACUUGUGUACUCCAAACAAUCCACCACUCCAUCCACCGCCCCCGGCGUCCUCCGCCUCUUCUUCCACGACUGCAUCACCGACGGCUGCGAUGCCUCCAUCCUCAUCAGCUCCAACGGUUACAUGAAGGCCGAGCGCGACGCCGAUCUCAACCUCUCACUCUCCGCCGAAGCCUUCGACCUCAUCCUCAAGAUCAAGAACGCCCUCGAGCUCACCUGUCCUGGCGUCGUCUCCUGCGCCGACAUCAUCGCGCAAUCGACCCGAGAUCUGAUCAAGAUGGUCGGAGGGCCGUUUUACACUGUGCCGUUAGGACGUAAAGACAGUCUCUCAUCGAACGCUUCCAAGGUCGAAGCUGCUCUGCCAAGGCCGGAUUUCACCAUGGACAAGAUCAUCAAGAAGUUCACGUCGAAGAACUUCACAGUCCGAGAAAUGGUGGCUCUCACCGGCGGCCACACCUUCGGAUUCACCCAUUGCAAGGAGUUCGCUCACCGGAUCUUCCAUUUCAGUAAAACCUCCCAGGUGGACCCGACGAUGAACCCGAAACUGGUGGAAGGAUUGAAGAAGCUGUGCGCGAACUACACGAAAGACCCGUCGAUGUCGGCGUUCAACGACAUGAGAUCUCCGAGCAAGUUUGAUAACGCGUAUUACCAGAACGUGUUGCAUGGAUUAGGACUUCUGAGCUCAGAUUCGCUUCUGGGAAGAGAUCCGAGGACGAAGCCGAUUGUUGAACAGUACGCGAAAGAUGAGAAUGCGUUCUUUCAGGAUUUCACAAAGGCCAUGGAAAAGCUGGAAGUGUUUGGAGUGAAGACAGGGAAAGACGGUGAAGUAAGGCAAAGGUGUGACCAAUUCAACAUGGUUCCAGCGAUAUAGAGAGAAGCCAUGGUUAAUUAUUAAUUAAUCGUCCGAUCGAAAAUUAAACGAAAUGACGAGUUUUUUAUCUUUUCAGAUUUAACUGAUUUUUCUCUAAUUUUCAUUAGCCGGGCUUCUCUUUUAGAUUUUUCCUUCUGGAAAUUGUUAAUUUAUUGUUGACUGUAUGUAAGUGGUGCAUGCAUGUGUGCGUGCUGGGAAUCGAUGAGG